Dentiscutata erythropus is the source of this 1199-nucleotide messenger RNA. The record is from the annotation of a GenBank genome assembly. Lineage: Eukaryota; Fungi; Glomeromycota; Glomeromycetes; Diversisporales; Gigasporaceae.
AGUAUAUCUUUUCCUUCAAAGCAGCAAAAAAAAACUGAAGCACUUCAAGAACUUAUUCAAAUUCAUCCUAAACUUAAAGGAAAACCAGUUUAUUUCUUUUCAAAAUUAGAUAGAUAUUUUGAAGAUAUAUUAAUGUUUGAUGCAAAAGAACAAAGAACCUAUAUUUAUAGUUUAAUAAAUGAUUGUAAAUAUGAAACAUUUUCUAAGUGGAUAAAUGGAUUGCAAAAACGUGGAUUAUUCAAAGAACAACGAUCAGCUCUUGCAACUGUUUUUUUAGAACCAAAUCCUACCAGUUUAUCAAUUGCUUCAAUUUUACGUACAUCAGAAUAUAUACUAUAUUGGAAAUCGAUAGCAAGUGCAAAUAUUGAAGAUAUUUUUUUAUAUAUGCAAAAAAAACAAUUACUGAUUAAAGCAAAAGGAAUUUUAAUCACAUAUGAGGUUUUUGUUUGUAAUCAACUUGUAAAAGAAGAAUAUUUUCCUUUUUUAACUAAAGCAAUUAAAAGAACUUAUGACAAAGUAAAAAAUUUUAUCGAAUAUAUAUAUAAUUUAAAUAUUUGCCAAGGACAAAGUACUAAAGUAAAUUCAGUAAAAACAAUACAUGCAUCAAAAGAGAUUCUUCAAGAAAAAGUUAAUCAACAGCGAAAAACUAUUAAAGAACAAACUAAAACAAUUAUCAAUUUAAAAAAUCAAUUACAAAAAAAAAUUGAAAAAGAAGAAGAGAAGGUGUCAAAUGAAAUUGCAAAUAUUGUUCAUACAGUUACCAAAAGUGUAACAAAUAAAACUACAAAUAUUGCAAACCUUCAUCCUAUUUUUCAAGAACUUAUUCGAAUUCAAUGUACAAAACUGAAUGAAACAAGAUAUCAUCCGAUGUUUUUACGUUGGGCAAUAUCUGUAUAUAGCAAAUCUGGACAGACAGCAUAUAAUGCAAUAAAAACUAUUAUGCGAUUGCUAUCAAUUUCUACACUUAAAAAACCUAAACGUAAACUUGCAACUCAAGUUCAUCAAGUCAUUUGGCAUUCAGCAACGCAUAAUUUUUCUUUUCCAAUAUUCUAUUAUGGUAUUAAUACAAUGAUAGCACACAAUUUGAAUACAUUAAUUUUUAGUUUGGCGGCAAAAUUAGAAUGCCUUGGCAUACAUACCUAUGGCUCAAUUUGUGACGGUGCUGGAGAAAACAGAACUCAUAUUAAAAGUUUUGAUUA